AUGGAUACAGUGACAGUAUUAAAUGAACUGCGGGCUCAGUUUUUACAAGUUUGUCCAGAAAAAGACCAAAUGAAAAGAAUAAUAAAACCAUACAUACCUAUAGGUGGAUCUAAUACGGAACAAUGCUUAGAUUCUUCUAUCCGCGAACUGUACACAAACUCAGAUGGACUAAAUGUACUUCUUGAACUAGAAUCUCCACCGAUAUCUAAGGAUUUCAUGGAGAACUACGCUUCAUUAGGGAAAAUGAGGAUAAUGAGAGAAAAUGAGGGCCAAAAAGGGAAAACUACACAGAGCUUAGUACAGACAGAGAAGGUUGAAGACGAUGAGGAAGAGAAACGGAAUCAACAGGAUAAAAGCGCAAAAAAUACUCUGAUAGUCGAGGAAAACGGAACACUUCGUUAUAAUCCAUUAAAUUCGUCUACUUCAAAUUCUCUUUUGAAUGGUGAAGGCCAAACUAGUGAUAAACAUCAUAAAGCCUCUACCAAAGAAGGCUCAUGUUCAAAUAGCUCAGUGGAGCUCCAAAAGAAAUCUAGCAAGAGGUCAUCACUUCCUUUUGUAAGGAUAUUCAAAAGUCGAAGAGAUCAUUCAAGUGCUUCUGGAAGUAAGAAUGCUUUUCACACAACUAAUACGAGAUCAAGAACACCAAGUUUGCACCCGCCUGGCCCACGCCAUAAUAAAAAAGGCAGUAAAUUUGAUAUGAACUUUGAUUUCGACGAAAACCUGGAGGAAGAAGAUGAUGAUGACGAUGAUGACGAAGAAGGCGAUGAUAUACACUCACAAUUUUUCCAGUUAGAUGAUGAUUUUGAUACCAAAAGUUCUGGGGCCAGUUCAGUUCAAAAAGGCUCUAACGGCAUGUCCAACAUUAAGAACAACUUUUCUAAUACCAAUAACAGAAAUAGCAUCAGUAUUCUUGACGAUAGGGAGAGUUCAAAUGGUAAUAUGGGAAGUGCUUCACGACUUAAACCACAUUUUCCUACCAGUCAAAAAGGGAAAAAUUUUUUGAUUGAAAACAAGAAUGAUGGACAAAAAUCGGAUCCACUGAAGAUCAUUAAGGGUGCAAAUGGAGAUGGAGGCAGCAACAGCGGCAAUGGAUCUAUUGGAAGAGACGGCCUGACAGAAACAGAAAGUAACAAUAUAUCGGAUAUGGAAUCGUACAUUAAUGAAAAAGACUUAGAUGACUUGAAUUUUGAUACAGUAACCUCAAAUAUUAACAAAACAGUAUCCGAUUUGGGGGGAAUUGAACCUGGAAGUGACGGGACAGCUAACAAAAAUGAGGCCUCGCAGGGCAGUCAUUCUAAUGGUGAUGAAUUCAGUUCUCAAAACCACGACGGAAGUACUCCUGGCUCAUCGUAUGGGAAGUCUCUUUUAGGGUCAGAGUAUUCAGAAGAGCGCUAUUUGAAUAACGAGUCAUCAACCAUGGAGAGUGGCGAAAUGUCCCUUGACUCGGACAUUCAAACAAAUACCAUGCCUUCCCAUUCCAUACCAAUGUCCAUGCAAAAAUACGGCAUUUAUCAUGGCGAUGAUGACUCUACUUUGAACAACGUCUUUGACAGAGCUGUAUUGACUAUGAAUUCAUCACGACAUCCCAAGGAAAGACGUGAUACUGUUGUAUCGGGAAAAGAGUCGACCUCCUUUGCCAGUUCCAGCAGAAAACUAUCCGUUAGUUCGAAUUUGACAUCCACAAAGUCUCCGCUGCUUCGAGGACAUGGAAGAACUUCAUCAACAGCUAGCAGUGACCAAAUGAAAAUUCCGAAGUUUUCUGAUGGUGUAUUUCAUAGACCAAGAAAAAGUACCUUGACACUGAAACAAGAUCAUACUCAAUCUAAUGUGUCAGCAACUGCUCAUAAGAGCUCAAAAGAGGGGAAUUUUCUUAUUGAGAGAACAACUGAUUACCUAGAGUCUAAACCCAAGGCAUCUCAGUUGUCAAAUAUGUUCAAUAAAAAAAAGAAAAGAACAAAUACCCAUUCUACAGAUGUGUUAGAUUAUUUUUCAUUUGUAUGCGGUGAUAAAGUACCGAAUUAUGAAUCCAUGGGUCUCGAAAUAUACAUUCAAGGCUCUAAGAAGUAUAAAAGACAUUCUUUUACUACCAAAGUGCGGAAAUCGUCCACCAUCUUUGAAGUAAUAGGAUUUUCUUUAUUUUUAUAUUCCACUGAGAAAAAACCGGAUAAUUUUGAGGAAGAUGGAUUGACAGUUGAAGAAAUUUCUAAUCCAAAUAAUUUUGCAUUGAAAAUUGUUGAUGAAGAUGGUGAACCAUUUGAAGACAACUUUGGUAAACUAGAUAGGAAGAGCACUAUUCAAUCAAUUUCGGACAGCGAAGUUGUGUUAUGUAAAGUCAAUAACAUGGAGAAAUCUCGAAAUGAAAUUGAGACACCUUUGCCAUUCGAUAUCGGUGGCGGCGUAAUGGCUGCUUCUAAUUUGGAUGCUAAUAGCAGUCACAGUACAACCGAAGGCACCAUUAAUCAGUUAAGCUUCUACAAGCCUAUUAUAGGUAAUAAAGAUGAUAUCGAUAAGACAAACGGUUCCAAAGUCAUUGAUGUGACAGUAUAUUUGUAUCCUAAUGUGAAUCCCAAAUUCAACUAUACCACCAUUAGUGUUUUGGUGACUUCACACAUCAAUGAUAUCUUGGUAAAAUAUUGCAAGAUGAAAAAUAUGGAUCCUAACGAAUAUGCAUUGAAAGUGCUGGGUAAGAACUUUAUACUGGACUUAAAUGAUACAGUAUUAAGACUUGAUGGUAUUAAUAAAGUGGAACUUAUUUCCAAGAAGGAUGCAAGAGAACUGCAUCUGGAGAAAAUGAAGCCAGAUCUAAAGAAGCCUGUCCUGCCAACAAUUCAAAGUAACGACUUGACCCCGUUGACUUUGGAACCUCUGAACUCAUAUCUGAAGGCAGAUGCUGGAGGAGCUGUGGCUGGAGGAGCUGCGGCUGCGGUUCCUGAGAAUGCCAAAGUAACAUCCAAGGCUAAGAAAAUUUCCGCUAAGUAUAAGCUGAGUUUAGCGAAGCAACAUUCUUCUUCAAGCGUCGCUAGUGGAAAUGGCUCGACUGCGGGGGGCCUCGUGAAUGGAAAUGGGUUUUUCAAGAACAAGAAUUCAUCGAAGUCCUCGUUGCAUGGAACACUACAGUUUCAUAACUUAAAUCGUUCGCAGAGCACGAUGGAGCACACACCUGAUACUCCCAAUGGAGUUGGAGAUAACAACUUCCAAGAUUUGUUUACCGGUGCGUAUCAUAAAUAUAAGGUAUGGAGAAGGCAGCAGAUGUCAUUCAUAAACAAGCAUGAAAGGACUUUAGCCAUUGACGGCGACUACAUAUACAUCGUACCCCCGGAGGGACGAAUGCAUUGGCAUGAUAAUGUAAAGACCAAAUCAUUGCAUAUCAGUCAAGUAGUUCUUGUUAAGAAAUCCAAAAGAGUUCCAGAGCAUUUCAAAAUUCUCGUGAGAAGAGAGGGACAAGACGAUAUCAAGAGAUACUACUUCGAAGCUGUUUCAGAUCAAGAGUGUACGGAAAUUGUUACUCGCUUACAAAACUUAUUGAGUGCCUAUAGAAUGAAUCACAAGUAA
Molecule: messenger RNA, 3552 nt
Organism: Saccharomyces kudriavzevii IFO 1802
Lineage: Eukaryota; Fungi; Ascomycota; Saccharomycetes; Saccharomycetales; Saccharomycetaceae
Gene: AVO1
Product: Avo1p
Exons: 1
Coding region: 1-3552 (1183 amino acids)
Biological process (GO): TORC2 signaling
Cellular component (GO): plasma membrane; cytoplasm; TORC2 complex
Molecular function (GO): phosphatidylinositol-4,5-bisphosphate binding
Source: RefSeq, a predicted model, not a curated record